CUGAUUACGUUGGAAGGUACGUUCGAACUGUGGUUAUGAACAAUCGUGGCCACAGCAUGUCGGCGCAAUUUGUAGCUUCGUUCCCGAGAUAUAAGCAAUUGAAAAUUAGAAUAUCAAUUUCCGAAGUGUGAAUUUCGCUUUCGAAUAAUUGAUAGCUUAGCAGGUACUGCGUCAAUGUCCGGACAAAGGGACAGGUGAAAAGAAAUGGAUACAUAUAUACCUAGUCCUGAGGUCAACGACCCAUUUAUGGUUUUAAAGGUCUAUAAAUAUGUACAUUCUCAUCUUUUCUCGCGCCUUUUUGUUCGGACUCUGACCUCGGACACUAAACAAUAGGGUACUUGUUCAGCUGUCAGCUGUUCAGAAACGAAACACGCGCUUCGGAAGUUGGAAUUCCAAUUUUCAAUUCGAAAAUAAAGCUCGGUGUUGUUCAUAACCACGGUUCAAACGUAAUCAGUAAUCAACACUUUCGCGAUUCAGCCCGCGCUCUAUGCGCGCUCUAACUGGAUAGUGUUUUUCCUUAAUAACUCAAAAAAUGAACUCUUAACCAACAUUUUGGCAAAGGAAAAAAUUGUUCAGAAUCACCUCAGCAAACACCUCUCCAAGGGAUUGUCACUCUUUCUGGGACAUCCUGUACAUAAUCGCCCUGUAUAGCAAUACCAUUACAUAUGUAUAUGGUGUAGGUACGCAAGUCAUAUUAGUAUACAGGAUGUUUAAAAAAAUAUUCACUAUUUAUAUGGUACAUAGGACACCCUGUGCCGAGUAAAAAAAUCUUAGUAAACGUAGGUCAAAAAAUUAACCGUUUCUGACCGAUAUAAACGUUUUUUUUUAUGUUAACAUUAUCAUUGACUUGCUGCUGACUUCUCGCUAGUUACAGAAGAUAUAACGGCUGAUAACAGCAAACUAAUUGUCGGUCAAAUGCUCAGCUAUGUACAGACAGUGCGAGGCUGACUCGUGAGGCUGCCUCAACCGUUAGCUGUCUCGAUCGAGUCGCCUCGCGACUUUAAGUAGAAUAUGUGAGGCAAUCUCGCGAGGCAUGGUGAGCCAACAGUAACUGCGAGGCAAUCAUGGAAUCAACAUCGGCUACUGCAGCGUUUUCAUUUAUGGUGAUUCAUCGAAUUUUAAGAAAUAAAAGGACAGAGAAACGAAAACGACGAUGGUGGAUCAAAGAAUUAUAUAAAAACAGAUUUCGACUAUUUAAGUACAUUAAUUGGUUCUAAAGUGUGAAAAGAUGAUACAUAUAUGAGACCAGCCAUUACUGUUAAAGAAAGACUGGCUAUUACAUUAAGAUUUUUAGCCACCGGAGACUCAUUCGCGAGUUUACAAUAUCUUUUCCGUGUAUCAAAGCAAGCGAUAUCAACUAUUGUUCCAGAAGUAUGCGAUGCAAUAAUCGAGGUACUUCAAGAAUAUGUGAAGGCACCGUCCACUGAGGAAGAGUGGUUGACUGUUGCAAAAGAAUUUAAAGAUGUGGAAUAGUGGCACAGAAUACCAUAACUACAAGAAUUUCUUUAGCAUAGUAUUAUUUGCCUUAGUUGAUGCAGACUAUAAUUUUAUGUACGUCGACGUAGGAUGCCAAGGACGAAUAUCCGAUGGCGGAGUAUUUAAAAAUACUAAUUUGUACAAGAAAUUGGAAAAUAAUACAUUAAAUAUACCAGCACCAAGUGCUUUACAAGUCCCAUAUUCGCUGAAGAUACCAUACAUGGUAUUAGGUGAUAAAGCAUUUGCAUUAAAUGAAUACACCAUGAGACCAUUCGAAGGCAACCCAGAAAGAAUAUUCAAUUAUCGACAUUCUAGAGCUCGAAGGGUUGUUGAAAAUGCAUUUGGAAUACUGAGUGCUGUAUUUCGUGUUUUGAGAAAACCCAUUUUAUUAGAACCAAAGAAAGCAUCGAAGGUUGUGUUAACGACUAUAUAUUUACACAAUUUUUUACGCAAAGGUAUCACUUCACGACAAACAUAUACACCAGUUGGAACUUUCGAUACAGAGAUAGAUGGAGAAAUCAUAAGUGGCAGAUGGAGAAAUGAUCAGGAAAUGACAUCGCUAUUGCCGAUAAGAAAUAUUCCUCGAAAAACAAAAGAACACAUAAAAAAUAUACGUUUACAUUUGGCCAGGCAUUUUGUUUUGAAUGACGCAAUACUUUGGCAGAAUAAUUAUUAAUAAGAAAAAACUCAUUGUCAGUUAGUGUAUCUACAGUUUGACUAGGAUUGUCGCGAUCGGAUAAGAAACUGAAGUAGUCAUAGGCGAACCACUUCGACACAUAAAUGUUUUCUUUCCCUGUAACAGGAUUUGAUUUUUUAAAUAUUUUCCUUUGUAUUCUCUUUCAUUUUAUAUACUCAGUCAAAUACACUAACUAAUAACAGUAAUUAGUGAUAAUCAGUAUUGUAUUAUUUAAAAUAAAAUAUAAUACAUACCUGAUCCAGUAAUCUGACUUUGUUUCUGUCUAGACUUUUCUCUUCUGUAGGUACCCAUUAAUGAUUUCAUUUUGGCUUUAAUUUCGGCUACAGGUCUGCCUACAAUUGCACUUAUUGUUCUCCAAUUAUCUUCUCUGAUAAUAUUGUUGUAAUAAUUUUUAUCUUUCGGGUCCCAUAAUGUUCGAUACUCUUUGUACGUUUCGAUUAGAAACAGGCACUGCUCACUAUUCAUUUUUUGUACGUGUCCAAACGAAGCGUGCAAUGAACUGCGAGGCAUGUUUGAUCUUGCCAAAAAAACCGACAAUCAUCGGCUCGUCGCGCGGCAGCUUCGGAGCGAAGCAGCCUCAAAGCGAGGCAAGUACUUAUACACAUCGCGAGGCAGCCUCGCGAGUCUGCCUCGCACUGUCUGUACAUAGCUUUCUGUUAUGAAAUAUGCAUAGAAAUUGAACGAGGACAAUCAAAAUGCAAUUUAUAAAACAGUGAGGUAAUAAAAAUCGUAUACGAGGUUAGAACCCAGUAAGUCAAUCACGAUGCUAACAUACAUAUACAAAUGUUUAUAUUUCAGAAAAGGUUGAUCUUUCGACCUAUGUCUACCAAAAUUUUUUCAUUCAAUAUAGUAUGUCCAAUGUAUCAUAUAAAUAUUGAAUGUUUUUUUUUAACACCCGGCAUAUAGUUGCUUUUGAGAUGUCAACUCAUUCAGUAUUAUACGCUAGCUUUGUGUUGGAGGCAAUUGUUAAAUUUCUGUUACCCAGAAAUUUUCUUCCCAACAGAGUGUGGAAAUGUAUCAAGAGUCUACUAUAGUAGUAAUUUUGGUGAUUAUUUAAAAAUGAGUAUACCUCACCAAUUUCGAUAAGUUUGAAAUCUGUUGUCGAUGGGUGACGGGUAGCCAGUAAUUAACUACGGCAAUAAAUCUAACUAGUAUAGAUCGAAUGUAACCUAAAUUUAACAUAAUUCGAAUUCAAACUACCCCAAACAUAUUCCAAACUUUAGAAGUACGAUAUACAGUGGGCAAAAGUGUUUGGACACCGUUUAAAACAGGAUACCUCAUUUAAAAUUGGACGGAAUGACUUGAGUUUUUUUGAGAAGCUAUACA
Molecule: messenger RNA, 3499 nt
Organism: Osmia bicornis bicornis
Lineage: Eukaryota; Metazoa; Arthropoda; Insecta; Hymenoptera; Megachilidae
Exons: 2
Coding region: 1240-1473 (77 amino acids)
Source: RefSeq, a predicted model, not a curated record